Messenger RNA from Erigeron canadensis, 932 nucleotides. RefSeq names its product remorin. The coding region runs from base 188 to 769 and encodes 193 amino acids. NCBI's taxonomy places the organism in Eukaryota, Viridiplantae, Streptophyta, Magnoliopsida, Asterales, Asteraceae. The record is from RefSeq and is a predicted model, not a curated record. The transcript has 5 exons.
AUGUAUCUAUAUAAUAAUAUAUAUAUACUCCGCCCCCUCCCUCAAAUUCCGAAAUCACCGCCAAUCAUAUCAUAUCUCUCCAUAUAUAUCUCCAUAUUAUAAACAAACUCUAUCACCACUAAUACUAGUAGUAAUACCUAUUAAUUAAUAAUAAUAAGAAUUUCUUGGAAAUUAUUACUCGAUCGCUAUGGCAACUGAAGUACCUGUUAAAAUCGAACCCGAAGUAGUACCUUCACCGGAAACGGUUCCGGCGCCAUCUGUCGUUGCGCCGGAGAAACCUAUUGAUCCUCCGUCAGCUGUACCUGAAACUAAACCACCGGCUGAUGAUUCCACGUCACUCGCUGAUGAAAAGACUCCAGCUCCUGUGGUGAAAAAAGAAAAAAGUUCCCUUGACAGAGAUGUUGCGUUGGCUGAGGUUGAAAAAGAGAAGAGGUUGUCUUUCAUCAAGGCCUGGGAGGAAACUGAAAAGUCCAAGGCGGAAAAUAAGGCACAAAAGGAGCUAUCUGCUAUAACUUCCUGGGAAAACACCAAGAAAGCAGAUAUUGAAGCUAAGUUGAAACAAAUAGAGGAGAAAUUUGACAAGAAAAAGGCAGAAUAUGGAGAAAAGAUGAAGAACAAGGCGGGGUUGGUUCACAAACAAGCCGAAGAAAAACGAGCCAUGGUUGAAGCCAAGAAAGGGGAGGAUAAGUUGAAGGCAGAAGAAUUGGCUGCCAAAUAUCGCGCCACUGGAACCCUUCCAAAGAAGCUCAUUGGUUGCUUCGGAGGUUAAAGUAUUUAAAACGUCUCAACAUUAUUAUCGCCUUAAAUCCUACAAGUUUGUAAUUUGUUUUACAGGUCAUUCCAGGUUGGUUUGUUUGUUAUGUUGUAUAGGAAGAACAUAGAUGUUUUCAUUAAGAAUAUUAUAAUCAUAUUAUAUAUGAAAGUUUCUGCAA